AUGAUCCAAUCAUUUCAAAUAAGAAAGUCAUACCUGCUGGGGCGCGUCGCCCCGCAACGCGUCCGCAUAAUUGAUUUUUCAACACGCGAAACCCUCCAAAAACCCAUCCACAAACCUCGGCAUCGUUCAUUUGUUCUCACCACAACGACCCCCACUACCGCACGACGCACCAUGCAGGAACCCUCCGUGAGCAGUUCCGCUGAUUCGAGUCUGGGACGGUUUUCACUUUCCCCCUUGUCCCUUCCGGGGGGCCAGAGUUCCCCGCCGUCGGCAAAGAAACAGAAGACCUCUCACACACCGGGCUCGGCUAAACCGAAACAAACGUUGUUGAAGCCUCAGUCAAUACUUAACAAUUCGAAGAAGCCGCAAAGCACUUUUUCCUCCCAAGGCCCCAAGGGGAAAACGGGGAAGAACGGCUCUAUAUUGAGUUUCUUUAAACCGGUGUCAGCGGGUGCGGAAGGAAAGGACGCGGGCGGUGGCUAUGGAUCGGAUGGAAAGAAACCCGUGGAAUUUGGAGCAAAAGACGACGAUUUGUUUAUCAAACAUGGAGGAUACAACUUGGAUGUCUCUGACCCGGAGGAUGAAGGUGAUAGUUGGUCUCAGGAAUCUAAAAUCGUUGGUAGGCCGGACUUUAUCGACGAACUCUCGGGAGCUGAGGGGGGUAUCUUCACAAGAUUGGAGGUUCAGGAGGCUUUGGGAGAACAGAAACCGAACCCAGACAGCACAUUUGAACUUGAGGGUGUGGCUUUGGAGGGAGGAACCGGCACUAAGGAAUGCAAACCACCUCCACCCUCAUUACAAGAUCCGACUCUGGUCCAUGCCGCCCUACCCGAGACGCCGCUUCCAAAACCUGAUACCUCUACGGGCAUGGCCUUCGAUCCAGGGAGUUUGAAGCUAGAUCGGGGUCGCUCAAUGCUGUUCAGUAGAAAGGGUUCUACGCCAAGCCCCUUUCGCGGACUGAAAAAACGCCCUUGGGCAGGUAUUACUGGCUUAGACGCACCAGGUGAUGGGCCUUCCGUGGAGAGCACUAGUGACCUAGCCUGGAAAUUAACGCUGGAGAAAACUAUGGCUGAAAAGGAGGUCACGCAUGCACCGGAGGACAAGGGGAGUCAAUUUAUUAGGGAGACGUCCACCGAAAUCGAUGGGCUCCUCCCGAACGGAUCACAGAAAGAUCGUGCUAUCUUGAUUGAUGACUUCGAGAAUAUCGAGGACUUUGAAGAGGUAGGGUUCGAAGAAAACGAGGACAGACACCCUUUUGAUCCAAUCUCUGGAGCAAUAGAGCAAGGCUUUCAGGACUUGGACGACCUCUCUCCCGAGGAAAUUCAAAUGAUCAUGGAACCAGAUAAUAGAAACCGGGGUAUAUCGCGGGAUGAGGAAAUAAUAUAUUGCCCAAUAUGUGCCGUUGAAAUUACGGGUUUAUCAGAGCAGGUUGCGAAUUCUCACGUCAAUGGCUGUAUAGAUGGCCAGCCAGUGCCGCUACCAUUCUCCAAGCCCAGCGUACAAGCUCCAGUAGUAUCUCCGUUCUUCCUCAAAGGCCCCUCGCAUAUAUCGAAAGUUCUGGAGUCACCCUCGGCAUUCGCAAAGAUAAUGUCCCGCAACAUUGAGUCACAAGCAUGGGCGGCUGCCACGAAGUCCGAGACGGAGUCGCGUGGGAAACGGGGCGCGCAAAAAAUAUGUCCAUUUUUUAAGACAUUAUUUGGAGGGUCAAUAACCGUGGAUGCGUUCAAAUACGGCAGCAUUCCCGGGUGCCGGGCAUACUUUCUUAGCCACUUCCACAGUGACCAUUAUAUCGGUCUGACCUCUAAAUGGAACCACGGUCCUAUAUGGUGUUCCCGUGCUACAGCCAACCUUGUGCGCAUGAAAUUAAGAGUCGAUCCCCAGUACGUGCGAGAAUUCCCGUUUGAAAAGUGGACAGACGUGGUUGAUGGAAUUCGGGUGAGGGGAUUGGAUGCGAACCAUUGCCCGGGCAGCAUGCUAUUCUUAUUCGAACAGGACUGGGCCGAAAAACGGGGCAAACAGAGAAUUCUUCAUUGCGGUGAUUUCAGAGCUUCGGCAAAGCAUCUGAAUCACCCUCUGUUGAAACCGGGAAAAAGCGGCGUUAAAGGGAAAAAGCUGGAUUCUGUAUACCUUGACACCACAUACCUGGAUCCGAAAUAUGCAUUCCCUAGUCAAAAAAGUGUCAUCAAUGCUUGCGAAGAACUUUGCGUGGGACUUAAUAGGGAAUCGGCUUAUGUUCCGAGAAGGAUAUCUGCGAGUGGGGCAGCUUUGAUAACCGGGAUGGGGAAAUUCGUACAAGGUAGCGAAGUUGGUGGAAAGGGGAAAGGGAAGCUCCUCGUCGUUGUGGGAACCUAUAGCAUUGGAAAGGAGAAAGUCUGUUUAGGCGAGUCAUUCAUCCCAGGCGAUGAGAUUGUAUCGGAUAUCGUGGUAUUAAUUGUUCCUUAAAAUUAACAGGAGUAGCAAAAGCUCUUGGCUCCAAAAUUUUCGCACCGCCGGAUAAGAUCAAAAUUUGCCAGUGCCUUGAGGACGAAGAGCUUGACUCGAGAUUAACCAGCGACCCGAAUGAAGCGCAAGUCCACAUGACACCACUAAUGAAAAUUGAGCCUAAGGUUCGCUCUCCCUCUCCCUCCCCAAGAAUCUCCCCAACUACUAACAAUGAACACAGUCCUUGCAAGACUACCUCAACAAGUUCAGCCCACACUUUUCUCGCGUAGUCGGCCUCCGCCCCUCCGGCUGGAGCUACAGAGUAAGUUGCUCUGCAACUCACGGUGUAUCAAUAUAAUAGCUGACCGAAAUAAACUCAGCCGCCAUCAAACCGCUUUACGGACUCCCCUUCUGUAAACAACGUUCUUCACUCCGCUAGCUGGAAGGGGGAGUACAAGGUGUCGGAAAUGUACCCUAACCGUACAAGUACCAGAACUUCAAAAUGUUAUUCAGUGCCGUACAGCGAGCACAGUAGUUUCCGAGAGUUGACCAUGUUCUGCUGCGCGCUGAAUAUUGGGAAAAUCAUUCCUACAGUCAAGUAUUUCUCCUGAUCUUCCAUACUCUCCCCAUUAACCUACUGACGAGGAGCACGUAGUGUUGGCAGUGAGGCAAGCAGAGAUAGGAUGAGCAGAUGGUUUGAAAAGUGGGAGGUUGAGAAGAGGAAAAACGGGCUUUUCAAAAUAGAGGGUGAGGAGUUCUAGCUUCUGACUAGUGGUUCUGAUACGGCGUUCUGAAAGGGUGCUACUAUUGAUGAGCUAUGUAUUACAUAUUUGCUGUCUCGCGUCGUAUAAUAACGUUUAUGGGUGUGCAUAAGUGUUGUUUUUUUCUUUCGGGGGGGGUUUCAUUUCCGUUUUACAUGCACUGUACGGUACGUUACGGUCUCUGUAAAUGAUAGAUCCAGUGGGAUACGAAUAUAAGCGGUUUUUCCCCACGUCAGGCAUGGAAGAUGAAGACACCGAGUGAUGUCUCGCAACCCCCAGACGCAGGCAUGCACCCAAUACCAGUAUCAGCACUGUCUCGGAUCACACCAGAAAAGUGGCCAGGGUAGAUCCCUCAGGUUGGUCAUACAAGUACUCGUACGUUAAUCCAACGACCACCCCACCUUUUGCGACCCAACCUAUGAUCCUCCUGCUCACGUUCACCGUCCAGCCAGAAACGCAGUGGAUUGGAGGGAAACAAAUAAAUAAUCGUACCAACCGUGACUAAGCCAUGUUACAGUUCCCCAAUCCCCCUCACCCGGGUCCUAACCAUCAAGAAAUAAAUAAAUAAAUAAAGAAAGAAAGUCCAUAAACCCUCGAUACAUAAUUACCUACACGGAAAGGGAAUAUAAAAAAAAUGGGUGUGGGGGAAGAGAAUAAAAAAAUGAAUAAGAAGACUAAGGUGGGAGGGAGGAGAUGGGAGGAAAGAAAAUGCCAUGAGGUGAGAGAAUGGUGCAUCACGCCCUCCAGAAUCUCAAAAGCACCUUCUUAGGCGCCACCGUCAACGUCAGAUCCAUCAUCGGGCCGGUAUAGGUAUCAGCAACUUCGAUCCUCGCAUACUUUUGCAAGAUUCUGGUUACGGUGUAUGAAGCCUCGGUCAGGGCGUAUUGUUCUAUCCGCACAACAAGUCAGCAAACCUCUCCACUAUCUAUUACCAGAGGGUGGAUUAAAAAAUAAAAAAAAGCAUACGUCCAAGACAGAUCCUCGGUCCCCCGUUAAAGGGCAAAAACUCCCAGCCUCGCCCUACACCUUCUCCCCACCUCUCCGGGCGGAAAGUGUCCGCAUCCUCGCCGUACAGGUCCUUUCUCCUAUGAAGUCCAUAACAAGAAUAGUCCACCCUCUGUCCUUUGGGUACGAAUACAGGGGAUAGCCCGUCCUCCCCGCCACCGCGCGGGAGGAUGGUGUUGCGCACCGCGGUACGCCCGUUCAGUGGGACCGAGGGGUACAAGCGGAGGGUUUCGUUGAGUACGUAACGGAGGUAUGUGAGGUCUUUAAGGGCGGAGAAGGAAGGACGCUUCCCCCCGCCAUCCCUACCGGUGCCGAAUGCCGAGAUAAUUUCCUCGCGGAGUUUCUGGUAGAUGUGGGGGUGGCGGGCUAGGAGCCAGAAUAUGAAGCCGAGGAGGCCGGCGGUUGUAUCCCUGUCGACUCUCGUUAAUUGGCUCCUUGGAGGAGGGGGUGGGGGAGGGGGAGUGAUUACCGUCCAGCGAGAAGGAUAUUCAAAGUCUGGUCACGAAGGUACUUGGGAUCCUUGGUUUCGGCAGCAAUAGCAUCCAGGAAAACAUACUUCUUCUCGGAAAUCUUCUUCGCGCGCUUCUCAGGGUGCAACGCCAUAUCAACGUAUCUAUCUACAAGCCUAUGCACAAUCGCAUUCGCAUCUCUAAACCUCUUUGGGUUUAUCAUCCAGUACAGUCCCCGUACCCUCGUGCGGUUGAUCAAAUAUCCCUGCGAAACAUUAAACGCCUGGGCGAACGACAUCUCUCCGCCGCCAUCCCCGGUGGGGUUCAGCUCGGGAGAAAGCAAGGAAUCUACACUCUCCCCGAGCAAAAACUCGGUCGCGGAGUCCAAGGUCAGGCAAUAAAACAAUGGCUGCAAGUCCGCGACUUCACCAUCCCCCUCUGGCAACCGAUUCAUCAACCGCUGGACGUGCACCUCCAACGCUUCAAUAUCACUGACUUGCUCCCUCGAAAACUGCGGCCUCAAAUUCGCCCUAGAAUGCUCCCAUCCGGGGCCGUCGAGGGUGAAUAUCCCGUCUCCAAGUAGUGGGUAAAAAUUAGCGUGACGUUGGGGGCCUAAGCCAAAGUCCUUGAAAUUUGUCGCGAGUAUGGCUUUUAUAUUCUCUGGCUCAACGGUGCCGAUGCUCGUGCCGAUUAGGAUGCGGCCUUUCCAUGUAUUGCCGUAGGUUGGAUAGCGGUCCGUGAUAUGCUCGAGAACGUUGCCGCGCUUGGCGGCGCGCAUUAAACGUACCCAGUUUGGUAGGCCCAAGAAGGGGGAGGGGAAGCGGCGGGGUGGGAGGCAGUUAUGGGAUUUGGCGAAUAUGCGGUUUUUAUGAGCCGUUAGGAGAUAGGUUGCUAGUCUUAGCAGGAGGUAGAAGGCCGCAGCUAGGAGGAAGAGGGCCUUGAAUGCUAGCUCCAUGUUGAUGAUGGGGGGGAGGCGGAGCUGGUCGGGAGUCGAUGGGAGCUGAUGCGAAGUGAAGUGGGAUGAAGUGUUGAGUUAUACUUU
Tuber aestivum (summer truffle) is the source of this 5678-nucleotide messenger RNA. The record is from the annotation of a GenBank genome assembly. NCBI's taxonomy places the organism in Eukaryota, Fungi, Ascomycota, Pezizomycetes, Pezizales, Tuberaceae.